CGGCUCUCCGUACUCUGGUGAUGUCACCGCCGCUCGGUAUUUGGUUUUGUUUUGGCGGUUUCGCAGCUUCGUUCGUUCUUCGCCCGUUCGAUUCAUUUUGUAAACAGUAGCUUUCUACCCACGAAAUAUGGAACGUGGAAGGAUGAGUCGAGCGACAGGCAGCAGACCGUCGGAUCUGCCAAUGCGAGUGCAAGACAGCAACAGGAUGAGCAUGGUGUAUACAACGCCACAGAGUAAACAGCCUUCGUUUGGGAAGCUCAGCAUACCCAAACCACAGUCUGUGACCUCUGAAAGGCGGACCAGCUUCUUUGGUGCCCGGACUAGUGGUGCCAGCAUGCCUCGCAACAGCACCAUGUCAGGGUUUGGAGGAACUGAGAAGAUCAAAGAUGCCAGACCUCUGCAUGAUAAAUCCUAUGUUCAGCAGUGUAUCAGACAGCUGCAUGAGUUCUUGACAGAGCAAGGUUACCCAGGCACUUUGUCAGCCAAGACUCUCCAGUCUCCCUCGACCAAGGAGUUUGUGAAGAUGUUUGAGUUUAUCUACCGCCAGCUAGACCCAACCUUUGAGAUGCCAAACUCAAAAGUUGAGGAGGAGGUUCCAGCUAUCUUAAAAGCCUUGAGGUAUCCAUUUGUCCUCUCCAAGUGUUCAAUGUAUUCUGUUGGAGCUCCACAUACCUGGCCUCAGGCCCUGGGUGCUCUCAUGUGGCUAAUUGAUAAUGUCAAGAUCAACUGGAGUUUGAGUAAGCAGGAGCUGCUGUUUAGUGACUUCUGUGAAGACAGUGACAAUAUCGAGGAAGGUGCUGAGUAUAACAAGCUCUUCCUGGAUUACACAGCAGAGACAUACUCCAAGUUCAUGCAGGGUGAUGACACAUUUGAGGAUGAGGAUGAAGCCUUCCUCACUAAACUAAAGAAGCUUUACAACGUUGACGAAGCCCUGCUGGCCUCGAUGGAGGAGAAGCACAGAAUACUCAGUGAUGAGGUUGAACGACUGGAGAAGGAGAGCCAGGCGGACCGUCUAAUGAGCAAGAGGAUGGAAAAGGUGAAGCUGCAGGCAGACCUCAAGAAACUCCAGAGUUAUCGAAGCAGCCUGGAGUCGUUUAAAGCCAACCUGGAGAACAAAGCCUCAGAAAUGAAUGAUGAGUUGGAGACGACGGUCAGUCAUCUGGACUCUCUUAAACAUGAGCGGGAUGAACUGCAACAGCUCCUGCAGAACCAGAAGUUUACUCCAGCUGAUGUAGAGAGGAUCAACAGAGAGAAAAGAGAACUCCAACAGACCAUCUCCAGUCUCAGCAAGUCUCAUGAAGAUGCUGAACAGCACAAGUGGAAUGAAGAGAUUGCUCUGGCCAAAGUGAAAGAGAAGGUGGAGUUGAAGCUAACAGAGUACCACAAGCUGGCACGUAAAGUGAAGCUGAUACCACUGUCUGCAGAGAACGCCUGUGGUCACGAUUUUGAGAUCAGGCCUUUUGAAUGUGGUACCAGCAGCAUGGUUCAGCAUAAAACACAGAUACAGAUGCUCCUUAGAAAGCUGAUCAGUGAUGUGGAGGAGGAGAACAGUCGAUUAACCAACAUGAACCUCAGUCUGGAGGAGUCCUGUGAACAGUUGAAUUCUAAUAUCUUGGACAAGUCCAACGAUCUGAAGCAGCUGAGAGAGCAGAUUCGCAAGCUGGAUGAGCGGUUGGAUUCUGACAUGCAGGAGCUGGCCCGAGAGGAACAGGAAUGGGCAGCAGAGAUGGACUCAGUGGAAAACCAUCGUAAACUUCUGGAGAAGAAAGUAAAUUAUGGUUAUGAUGAAGCAGUGCAACAGCUGAAGGCAGCACAACAACAGUACCACCUGGUGCUGCAGGAGACCAAUGAGGAGAGGCGAACAGUAGCCAACAACCUGGCGUCUGUGUUUACCACAGCGGCUAACCACUUGUCGAUUACAGAGAAAUGCCUGGAGGACCUGCACAGCAGAGUGCAACGUGUGUGCUCUAAGGCCGUUGAAGAGGACGCGGCUGCUAUACAGAAGAUGCGGGAAACUUUGAAGAGCUUCAAGUCCAAGGCAAACAGUUUGUAAAGAGAGACAGCGGGAUUGAAGCCUCUGGGUCAUUUCAGGGACUAUGGAAGUGUGUGGGAUUUUCCCAUCAUUUGUGUUUUCAGUUUGCUUUCAUCUUAGAAAGAAGAAACUAAUUACUUCAUUAAUCUGAUUUUCAUCCAUGUGUUCAAGUUUUGGAAAUUUAUUGUAGGACUUAUAACCGUACAUAAACAAAAUAAGAACAUCAGUGUUUUUUUUUACUGUCACAGAUACAUUGUAAAUACAAAGUGGGUCUAUCAAGAUGGAGGCUUUUAAGUCUGAAUGGACUUCCGUUUACUUAUCUGGUAUUUACAGACUUCAGAUUUUCAUGUGUUCUUGUGUGUUUUGUGUCAUUCUCAAUCAACGCUUGCUUUUUUUUGUUGUUGUAGUUAUUAAUAAACACCUAUAUGCAAAAUACAAACUACUUUAAAAGCCUUCAAUUUCUGAUUAAAUACCAGAAAAAAUAGUAUUUGGUCAGUAAAUUGUUUGUAAAGCC
Xiphias gladius (swordfish) is the source of this 2546-nucleotide messenger RNA. It is a transcript of the gene ndc80, whose product is annotated as NDC80 kinetochore complex component. The coding region runs from base 128 to 2053 and encodes 641 amino acids. The transcript has 17 exons. Gene Ontology annotation, biological process: attachment of mitotic spindle microtubules to kinetochore. Gene Ontology annotation, cellular component: Ndc80 complex. The record is from RefSeq and is a predicted model, not a curated record. NCBI's taxonomy places the organism in Eukaryota, Metazoa, Chordata, Actinopteri, Istiophoriformes, Xiphiidae.